Molecule: messenger RNA, 922 nt
Organism: Rhododendron vialii
Lineage: Eukaryota; Viridiplantae; Streptophyta; Magnoliopsida; Ericales; Ericaceae
Product: protein SODIUM POTASSIUM ROOT DEFECTIVE 2-like
Exons: 3
Coding region: 222-665 (147 amino acids)
Molecular function (GO): metal ion binding
Source: RefSeq, a predicted model, not a curated record
UCUUGACACCUAUCCUACUCAAAAGCUUCUUGGGUUCAGUAAAAUUUUGGCUUUUCCCAAUGAAAAUUGACCUUUAGCUUGUCAUUUCAUACUAUAGUAACCCUUAUUUUAGGUUUUGGGGUUCUUUAAAUUAUCACAUGGAGGGAAGAAGUGGCUCCCUAUUUUAAGGGCCAACUUUUCUAUAGAACUUCCAAUUGUGGGUGGACAAGUUGUGAGGUGGUAUGGGGAGGCUCAGUUUUGGGAGGGUUUUAGACUCCCUCUGUCUUUCUAAUGGCUCAAGCUCUUGUUUCUGCACAAAUUCCUUGGAAAACCAAGAUGUGUACUUUGAGACAAAGCCACUGGUUGCAAGUGAAGGGAAGCAUUUGGUGAGAUUGAAGGAUGUUCUAGCAGGACCCCAGACCCUGGCUUUCCAACUAAAGCCCAAGAUGGUGGUGCUAAGGGUGUCCAUGCACUGCAAUGGUUGUGCAAGAAAAGUUGAGAAACACAUCUCCAAGAUAGAAGGAGUGACCUCGUACCAAGUAGAUCUGGAAACCAAGAAGGUCGUUGUCACGGGCGACAUUGAUCCUUUUGAAGUGUUGGAGAGUGUUUCCAAAGUCAAGAAUGCCGAGCUCUGGACAGAAGAUGAUGAAGCUAGACAACCAUCCCAUUCUACUGUGUCCCCAUGAUCUCCCCACAAGGAAAAUUAAAAACCCAUUUGUACGUAGUAACCUAAACAAAAUUAUUACACUUUCAUACUUUAUUUCUAGCUCAUCCUCAAAGGAGAAUUUCGAUAUUGAGAUCCCUUUGUGUAAGCUUGAUUAGGUAGCCAUUCGUACAGGGACAAGGGGGUGUCCCAAGGCACAUCACCCUCAGAUUCGGCCCAUUCCGGCAUUGUCUCGAGCUCAAAAACUUAAUCUGAAUCGUUAACGGUUGGAUGUCUUCA